AUGGGGUUAUGGUCGUGGCUGAAGCGGAAGACGCGGCGGCCCCGCAAGCAGCGGCAGCCCCCAGUGGUCCCCACUGCUGCAGCAGAAACAGCAGCAGCAGCAGCAGAAGAGCCUGCAGAGGAAGCAGCAGCAGCACCAAUUGUGCAGUACCCCCUUUACGACCCGCGGCACGUGGAAGCAGACCUGGAGGAGCCGCCGCUGCUGCGCCAGGGCUCUGCAGCAGCAGCAGCAGCAGCAGCAGCAGCAGGCUUCGCCUCCAGCUUCAGCAAACAGCUGACUGAAAUCCCCAUAGAGAGGAGCAGCAAAGAAGUGCUGUCAGUGCCCCGCAGCGAGAGCGACUCGGAAGCAGAAGAGCUGUCAGCAGCAGCAGCAGCAGCAGCAGAUGAGGGGCCCCUCAAACCCUUAAGUGGGGACUGCAGCCCCUUGUCAGUGGGCUCUAUGGACUUCUCGGAGUCCUUGACAAGGGGGCCCUCACUGCAGCAGCAGCAGCAGCAGCAGCAGCAGCGGAGGCGGCAGCAAAGCCGCCCGGGAAGCAGCCCCGCAAGGCAGCAGCAGCAGCGCAGCGGCCGAGCUGGCAGCAGCAGCAGCAGCAGCAGCAACUCAGCCGCUGCAGCUCCAGGCGCCAGCGCUACGGGGCCAGUAGCUUCACCGCAGCAGCAGCAGCAGCAGCAGCUGCUGCUGCUGCUGCAGCAAAGCCUCCCGUGCUGCAGCACUUCGACGCUUUUCCUUUGUCUUAGAGGGCCUAGGGUUUGGCUUCACAGUCUUUCAAUCCUUAAACCCUAA
Molecule: messenger RNA, 783 nt
Organism: Eimeria tenella
Lineage: Eukaryota; Apicomplexa; Conoidasida; Eucoccidiorida; Eimeriidae
Exons: 1
Coding region: 1-783 (260 amino acids)
Source: RefSeq, a predicted model, not a curated record